Molecule: messenger RNA, 184 nt
Organism: Paraglomus brasilianum
Lineage: Eukaryota; Fungi; Glomeromycota; Glomeromycetes; Paraglomerales; Paraglomeraceae
Source: the annotation of a GenBank genome assembly
AUGAACCGCGAUCAACAGCAGGGAUCUAGUACGUCGAGCGCGACGCAACCGACGAACAAGCCUGCACCGCAAAUGUCAUACCUAUGUGCUGACUGCGGUACGGCAAACGAGAUAAAACCAAAAGAACCGAUUCGAUGUAAAGAGUGCGGUCACAGGAUAAUGUACAAAAUGCGGACUAGAAGAA